AUGGCGACAUCGUAUCCUGCUGUCUCGGCUCACUCGAGGCCCGCUCCGGUACCGCAGUGCGGCAACGGGGGUAAAUGUGAGAGCAAGCAGCAUAGGAGGGUCGUUCGGUCGUUAGCGUCGUCGUCUGAUUCCGAGUCGUGGACGACGGUUGUCGGCGGAGCAAGCGACGGCGACGCAGCUAGUGCGACACGUGCGACAACUGCGACGGGUUCGGCGGCGAGCGGCGGCCAGGAGCAGGCAUUGUCGCAGGAUGGAUCGCACGCGCAAGUGAAGGCGGAGGGAGCGACAGCGGGAGUGAAUGGUCAGGUGGAGGGGUUUAGAGCGGUGGAUGGAGGUUUGGAGGGGAGAGAGGAAGACGACGAGGAGGAAUGGGAAGAGGAGGAGGAUGAGGAGGAGGAUGAGGAGGAGGGAGAGGAGGAGGAGGAGGAGGGAUGGGAGGAGGAGGAGGAAGAAGAGGUGGAGGAGAGUGAGGAGGAGAGGAGGGAGAGGAGGCAGCAGUCAGAGCAGUGGCUGGUGAAUUUCGACAAGCUCGGAUCCACAGUGCCGGUAUCCGCGCUGGACGCGCAGCAGCUGCGCCUGUUCUUCGCAGAGUCGCUGGCGCGCAGCAGCCGCGAGGGCGCGGGGGAGGAGGUGGAGGCGCGCAUGGCGGAGAUGCGCCGCCUGGGGCUCCGGGCGGGCGCGCGCGCGCACCAUGCGGCCGUGGUCGUACACACGGCCAAGGGGGACCUCUUUGAAGCGGCAGCGUCGAGCCCGGAGGCACAUGUUGAACAGCGGCGUGUUCCCUCUAUACGAGACGCUGGUGUCGGUGAUGCGGCUCAGUGGGCGGCAGAGAGGCCACAUCUCCGUCUUCACCCCUCCCCCCCACUUCCUCUCUUGCCGUCCCCCUCUCCCCAUCAGCGCCGUGCCCUGCGGCGCAUGCUAAACAGCGGCGUGUCCCCCCUGUUCGAGACGCUGGUGGCGCGCCGCGCCCUGCGGCGGAUGCUGAACAGAGGCGCUGGUGGCCGUGCUGCGGCUGAGUGGAAGCACACUAAGCGAUUCUUCCCCCUUCCUUACCCUUUACCUCUGCAGCGCCGAGCCUUGCGCCGCAUGCUGAACAGCGGCGUGUUCCCGCUGUAUGAGACGCUGGUGGCGGUGUUGCAGCUGAGCGGCAGGCAGAGACCUCCUGUUCCCCCUCUUCCCCUUUCCCCCCCUUCCCCCGUACCCAUCCUAUCAGCGCCGCGCCCUGAGGCGCAUGCUGAACAGUGGCGUGUUCCCGCUGUACGAGACGCUGGUGGCGGUGCUGCGGCUGAGCAGAUGUGCACUGAUUGA
Messenger RNA from Closterium sp. Naga37s-1, 1308 nucleotides. NCBI's taxonomy places the organism in Eukaryota, Viridiplantae, Streptophyta, Zygnematophyceae, Desmidiales, Closteriaceae. The record is from the annotation of a GenBank genome assembly.